Messenger RNA from Bipolaris maydis ATCC 48331, 1482 nucleotides. RefSeq names its product FAD dependent oxidoreductase. The record is from RefSeq and is a predicted model, not a curated record. Gene Ontology annotation, molecular function: oxidoreductase activity. Gene Ontology annotation, cellular component: cytoplasm. Lineage: Eukaryota; Fungi; Ascomycota; Dothideomycetes; Pleosporales; Pleosporaceae.
AUGGAGCAACGAGCCAGUAUCCCUGUCUUACCACCAAUCGCAAACCCUCUAGCUUCAUACUGGCAAGUUCCACGAUCGCCUCUUGCCAAUGUCAUCGAACCAGAGACCGAUAAGUUCACCAAACCUUAUGAUUAUGCCAUCAUUGGUUCUGGUAUCUCGGGUGCCAUGAUCGCUCACAACCUUCUCGAAAAGAGACCAGGUGCACGUAUAGUGAUGUUUGAAGCACGUGAAAUCUGUUCCGGUGCGACAGGUCGCAAUGGUGGACAUACGAAAGCAGCGAGUUAUCGGACUUAUAUGCAACACGCUAAGGCCCUCGGCAAACAAGAGGCGCUCAAGAUCGCAAGACUGGAGUAUGCAAACAUCGUCGAAACGCAUCAACUAGCCGGGAAAUUGGGCAUCGACUGCGAAAACAAGCUUUGCAAUACCGUCGACCUUAUCUACGAUAAAUCUGCUUUUGAGGCGGGGAAAGCAGCUAUCCAGGCAUUGCGUGAUGACACCGAGGAUCAUGAGAAAGAAGUCGGUAAAGCCGCAUGGUACCAAAUCUAUGAAGACACCGCACAAGUCCAAAAACAAUUCUUUGUUGCACCAGAGUUCUCUAACUCUACACUGAAAGAACCAGAGAAGCUGGAGGGUGCUUUUGAAUACGUCGCAGGCCGCGUGCACGCGUACCGCUUUACUACAGGCAUACUAUCAAGGUGCAUCAAGAAAGGCCUGCAGCUACGCACAAACACAACAGUCGACAGCAUACAGCCAUCCCAAGAAACAAGCAACGACAGUAUCUCCCGAUGGGACAUUAUAGCCAAACACAAUACCGUCUCAGCAAGCCAAGUCAUUGUCGCAUCAAACGGCUACACACCUUACAUCCUCCAAGAACUCCAAGGCGCCAUAGUCCCCAUGCGCGGCCAAAUCACCGUACAGCGUCCAGGCAGCGCUACCAAACUCCCCGCCCCACUCCCUACAACCUACUCCUUCAUCGGCCGCGACGGCUACGAAUACAUGAUCCCGCGCCCGCUCCCCUCUGGUGGCCAGCACAUCGUCAUUGGAGGCGGUCUCGCGCGCCUCCCGGACGGCGGCGCAACCGAAUUCGGAAUCGUAGACGACGCCUCGCUCAACCCGGCUAUCUCUGCGUACCUGCGCGAAACACUGACGGGGUACCACGGCAGCGAGAACUGGGGCGAGACGUCGGAGGCUGAGGCAGAGAGGCGUGUGGAGACCGAGUGGACGGGGAUUAUGGGCGCGACGGCGGAUGGACAGCCGUUUGUAGGUGAGGUUCCUGGGAAAAGGGGGUUAUGGGUGUCGGCUGGGUUUAACGGGCAUGGGAUGGUGCUUUGUUUGAAGUCGGCGGAGGCGUUGGUGGAGAUGAUUGAGGGGGGUGGGGUCAAGAGCGCGCCAGGGUGGUUUCCGGAGAGCUUUUUGAUAUCGAAGGAGAGGGUGGAGAAAUGUCGGUUUAGAGGGAGGACGGAUUUGAUUGGUGAAGAGUGA